UUGGAAACACCAUACCUUGUCACGUUCAGACGUCAAAACUAUUUCAAUCUCAUAAUGAUUCUACAAUAAGCAAAUUUUCAGUACUCAAAGCGUCUCAUCCCGACCCCAUAAUUCAUACUUGAAAGUUGACAAUGCCACUAAUUCAACGGCACUUGAGCGAAUUGAAAAGUUUUAUCAGAUCGAACCCGAAAAGACCAAAUCCGACCGACUCGUUCGCAGUCCAGCCGCAUCGAUUUCAGCACAUGACCCAUCGAAAAUUGCCCAAAACCCCCGACUUAAUUUAUGUGCCUCAAAUCAUAAAAUGGCUCAAAAACAAGUUCAAGUUCAAGGUGCUGAAAAAUGCCUGGGAUCCAGAAUUUUCCGAAGGGGCUUUCAUUUAUGGCACCACCAGUUUCCAGGGCAGUUUGCAAAAUAACCGACAUCAUCAGUCGAGACAAACCGCAAGAGCUGGAAAACCUCUUGACUUUCUCGGCUAAGAUGAAGUUAAUCGACUACAUGUCCACGCGACUUAGUAAAGUGCAGAAGGAAAUCAUCAAACUCAAGCCGGAUGACAUCAAAAUUCUCGUUCCUUUGCACGUCGCAUUAUCCAAAAACGGUAACAAGAAGAACUGUCGGGUGGCCAUGAGAGUUCUGGGUUUAAAGUGGCACGAACAAUCCCAUGUUCUUAAAUUGGUCCUGGUGGCUCUUCAGACCGAAUUCUUGAGGGACUACAGCGGCGGACACAAACAUUCGGAAUGGACGGUAAGCGCCUUUGAUAUUCUCGAAUGUGGCAUGUUGACUCAAAUUCCUGGAUAAUGGCCGGCACGAUGCCCAUUGAAGAGGGAUCGACUUAUUACUUAGUUUGAAAUUACUUUGUAAGCCGCCUAUUUGCCUUUAGUAGGACAAAGAAAGGCAGAAGAAUGAUAUAUAAACAAUCGAAAAUAUAAUUUAGAAGAGAA
Molecule: messenger RNA, 938 nt
Organism: Dendroctonus ponderosae (mountain pine beetle)
Lineage: Eukaryota; Metazoa; Arthropoda; Insecta; Coleoptera; Curculionidae
Exons: 3
Coding region: 340-795 (151 amino acids)
Biological process (GO): protein insertion into mitochondrial inner membrane from matrix; inner mitochondrial membrane organization
Cellular component (GO): mitochondrial inner membrane
Molecular function (GO): ribosome binding
Source: RefSeq, a predicted model, not a curated record